AUGGUAAAAGAUAAUUAGAAAAUAAAUGAUGAAUUAAAAAAAUUGAAAAAAGAGAGAGAUUAAAUUAGAGGAAAAAAAGAAGAUUAAAAAUCUUAAUCUUAAUUAGAAAAUCAUUUAAAUUAUGAUGAAAAAUUAAAUGAAUAUAAAAGAAAGCAUGAUGAACUUACAAAAAAAUUAAAAUAAAAUUUAGAACAUAUUGGAAUUAGAAAUAUUGGAAUAGAAUUAUUUUGGAGAGAAUUGAUAGCAUUUAAUUAAAAAAAUUUGAAAGCUUCAUUAAAAAUUGAUCCAGUAGAUAAAGUCUAUGAAAUAAUAAAAAAAAGGAGAACCAUUUGA
Molecule: messenger RNA, 333 nt
Organism: Paramecium sonneborni
Lineage: Eukaryota; Ciliophora; Oligohymenophorea; Peniculida; Parameciidae
Source: the annotation of a GenBank genome assembly